GGAGAGGGGAAGUCUCGGCUGAAGAGGAAGCAGCUGUCCCCCUCUUCUUGUCGCAUCUCAAUUGCCCGACACUCUUUCAGACCGCUGUACAACAACCAACAACGAAGUCAGAGGAGCAGGAAGUCAUUCACCUCGCCUCUGUCGUUUUCAGUGACGCUCGCUGGUCGAGUAAACUACGUUCAUUACAGUUUCUGCUCUGACUCGACACCGUCAUUACCCCCAUGAUGCAUAUGACAUCUAUGGCACCCAGCCUACCUCUCACCUCCCCUCCUUCGAACGAAACCAUCCGCUCGCCGAAAUCGCCGGCUCCUUCUCCUUCUCCGGCGCCGACGACGGCUACUACCUCUACAUCCAUCCUGAAUGUCACAGCCUUGGGAUUUCCCUUCUCGGGAACAGGUACACCACCUCCGCCUGCCACCAAAGUCAGCGAGUCCGACAUCGUAGAGACACCUGACGACAACGUUCCCCGUUUCUCUCAUAACCCAUUCGACUCAUCUUUUGGUGAGGUAAACACUGACAGCAAGAGAGCCAGUGCGCUUGAAUACAUCGCGACGAACAUAGAUUCGCCUCUCCACGCCAUUCAGAAAAAUGGGGUUAGCGAGAAGCACCAGACCCAUGACGACCUCGAAGCCACUCUCGAACGCUUGAGGUCCUUGGAGCGAAACCUGCACACGUCCUCUUCUUCCGCGGACAGGACGGCCAGUUCCUGCUCCGACCGCGCAGACAGAAUCGAGACGCUCCUCCGUCCGCUUGAGCAGGAUCUCAAGAGGACCGCAACGACGGGUUCGGGAAGAAGAGCCAGUUUCUCGGAAGUCAGGGCUCAACAGCCAUAUCUUGUGAGGUCGAGGAAGAGGGGGAAUAGUUCUUCGGGGGUGUUGGGGCAAGUUAUGAAUGGGGGAGGAGAAGUGGUGAGGGCUGAUAGUUGCACGUUGCCGCGAAUGCUCGCCGGAGAGAAUUCUUAUGCACAACGUACGGCGACUGAAGCACAACAUGAGUACACCCUUCCCCACGGCUCCCCCCGCCGCGGCGCGAUUUCCAGUCCAAGCGGCACCCCCGCCCCCACCCGCUUCGCAAGCACAGGCGAACUCAUCAUCGAAGGCGACACGGUCUUCGAAGUCAUCGAAUCCCCAACCACCGUAGUGAUGCCCCUCCGGUUCACCCCUCGUUCUCCCCGUACCCCUCGCACUCCCCGUACGCCCGUUACUCCAACCGGACCACCGAAGACUCCGGUGACGGGGAGUCCGAAAUCGGCGAUGUCCAGGAAGAGCUCGAGGAGUAUGCCGAAGACGCCGAGGAGUGUUAAAGUGAGGUUUUCGAAUGCGGAGUUGGAGUUGGAGAUGCCGCCGCCUCCACCACCGCCGAAUAUUGGGCCCAAAAGUCCGCGGCAUUUGACGCCCGGGGUUACGCUUACGUAUCCCGAGCCGGCUCGGGCAGACGUCAUUUCACCCACCAGCAGCUCUCGCAAGAGCCUCAAGUCAUUUUCCCAACGCCCCUCCUCCUCCGCCACCCGUCCCGCCCAUAUUCCCACGCCUCUCGAUCUCUCCGCAAUCAGUAAAGCCGAAAAACACGGAAGUCUGACAUCAAUGACAGACCUAAUCUCCCGUUCCCGCAAGCUCGAAAAGAAACUCGAGAUGGGUCGUACAGCGAGUAUGGCUUCCAGUCCGAAAAGUGGCAGGAGUCGUUGGGAUUCGAUUUCUGGGAUCCUGAAUGCAUUUCCGCCGCCUACGCCCGCUGCUGGACAGCCGUAUGCGAGGGAGGGUAUGGUGCCGAUCGAGUACGAGAAAUUGGAAUCCGCAUCUACCCGGAACAUCCGUCGGAGAAUUUGUGGUCUUCCCGUCUGGGCGUUCAUCCUUAUGCUCUUCCUCAUUCCAGCUCUCAUCACCCUAGCCGUCGUUCUCCCCAUCGAGAUCGUGGGCGCGAAAAACAGUGUUACGGGACCUAGUGCGGCACAACUUGCGGGUUGUCAGUUGGAUUUGCCGUGUUUCAAUGGGGGCGUUAGUACGGUGUUGAGCGGAGGGCAGUGUGCGUGUUUGUGUACAGGGGCGUAUAGUGGGGAUCAGUGUCAGGUAUCUGCGAGUGAUCCUGCCUGCACCCAGUUGAACCUGGGCAGCUCCACCGCCUCGGUCGGGAGCAACAUCCCCUCUCUCCUCCAACUAGCGCCCUCCUUCGCCAUUAACAUCGAUACAUCAGCCGUCGUCUCCGCCUUGGAAAAUUCAAAUGUCUCCUGUACUGCGCAAAACGCCCUAGUCGACCUCACUCUUCCCUCUUCCUCCUCGAACGCGAAACGCUACCUCGUCGGUGAACUGAUCGAAGUUACGUCUACCUAUACCUCUGGAAAAUCGGCACACCCAACGACAUUUGCGACAAUGACUUAUGUCUCGGCAACCAGUAUCACCAUACGUCCUUCCUCCACCAUCACGGCUGCGACUGCGACCGGGUUACUUGUCGAUACAGCCAUGGCAGCGCAGCCUACUGCCGGUGCUUCAGCUUCCUCCUCGAACGCCGAUUCCAGUACUUUGAACUUUGCGAAAUGUGCUCUCUUGGCGAUUGUGCAGCAAAAAGGUAUUGAUGUGGCGAACACUGCACAUUCUGCGCUACAGACGAACUUCAAUCAGGGUGCUGGUAUGGCGGGCAACGUGACUGUUGGAAGAAGUAUUGUCAUUGAUUUGACGGAUCAGCUCGUGAGGGGGUUGUAGGGUGUCGUCCUGCAAGGCGCGGAGAAUAUGUGGUAUAAUUACAGUAUUUUGGUUAAGGAGGUCAACAGAUGGCUUCCAUAGCAUACGGGAGGGGUCACGGUAUUAUUGUUGCAUAUCGACAUUUAGAGUUUCUUUCUUAUACUGACUUUGGACUUUGAUUUUAGUAAGACAUUGCAACUGAAUUACAG
Molecule: messenger RNA, 2884 nt
Organism: Saitoella complicata NRRL Y-17804
Lineage: Eukaryota; Fungi; Ascomycota; Saitoellomycetes; Saitoellales; Saitoellaceae
Exons: 2
Coding region: 222-2696 (824 amino acids)
Source: RefSeq, a predicted model, not a curated record